Messenger RNA from Paramecium sonneborni, 1050 nucleotides. NCBI's taxonomy places the organism in Eukaryota, Ciliophora, Oligohymenophorea, Peniculida, Parameciidae. The record is from the annotation of a GenBank genome assembly.
AUGGGAUAGUUAUACAGCUUUGUUUAAGAUAAUAAAAAAAUGGUUGGUAUAACAGCAGUUGCUGCUAUAGGGUAUGAUUUGAAUAAUUAUAAGUGCAACAGCAACAAUAGUUUAUAAUAAAAGAAAGUAAAAUUUAAGUUAAAGUGAGAUCUUUAAAACACCAAAACAACUUGAUGAUGAAUAUUUUCCUGCAAAAAGAUCAGCUUAUUAUUAUGAUGAUAGAGAAGAUACCUUAUAUACUAAAAUGACAAGAACAGGAAAAAUAGAUCAAAUUAUAGAUUCUAUUAAUGUUAACUAUAUUCCUAAUUCUGAAUGCUUAGAACCUUAAACUAUUGUUGAUAUACUCUAAAAUACUAUAGAACUAGCAGGGGAUGAAUUUAUUAGAAUGACUAUGAGAAAUAGAGCAUAAAGAAGAUAAUUUAGAGAAAAUUCAAAAUUAAAUUAAUAUAGAUACUAAAUUAUAAAGUAUAAUUAAGAUUUAGAAGAGUUAUUAGAAAAAUCAUAAGCAGAAUUACUUAAUAGACUAGAUAUUAAUAAAAAUAUAUUUGAAGAAAGUAUGCUUGUAUUGAUGGAAAGAGGAUUCUUUUAAUAAUUAUAUAUGUUAUAAGCAAGUGUCAAACAAAAAAUUAAAGAAAAAAUUCCAUCUAAAAAAGAUUUGUCACUUAAAUAAAUUAAGGAAGUUAUUAAAUUCAACAUUAGAAUUUUAAAAGAAUAACCAAAUCCUUUUAAAAGUAUCAUAUCUUUUAUGAUUGUAAUUAUGUCAAUUUAUUUUAAUAGAAUAAAUAAGAUUAAAAAGAUUAUAUUCCAAAUGUAAUUAGUUUAUUGGUUUAAGAUUUUAUUUAUUAAAAAUAUAAAAUUGAAGAAGAAGAUCAAAUAAGAAAUAUUUCCAAACCAGGUAUUAAUUAUUAAAAUUAAUUUAAAGAAUGCAUGGGUGAUCCUGAAAUUUUAUAAUUACUAGGUGAAAUUGAAAUUACAAUGUAAGAUUUGAUGUAAAAUUUGGGAUUGGGAGGCAUAGAAAAUAUUCCUGAUAAUUUCGAAAAUUUUGCAUGA